Molecule: messenger RNA, 747 nt
Organism: Peniophora sp. CBMAI 1063
Lineage: Eukaryota; Fungi; Basidiomycota; Agaricomycetes; Russulales; Peniophoraceae
Source: the annotation of a GenBank genome assembly
AUGGCUUCUUCCCAAAGUACACCGGCCCAUAUUCGGAAGGCUACCAAGGCCGAUCUCAAUGAAUUAUCUUUGGUUCUCGCUCGCAGCUUUGCUAGGGAUCCUUUCUACAACUGGAUCAAAGGAGCGACGCAUAUGAUCUCUAGCGCCAACACUCAGGAUCCUAAAGAACUGAAGGCCCUGGAGCAGUUCCGUUACCUCCAAUGGUCUCUUGCUCACUUGUUCAUGUCGCGCGGAGAAGUCGAUGUUGUGGUCAUUCACGUCGAUGGUCGGCAGAAGAUAGUCGCCUCCACGGCAUGGGUAGGACCUGGCAAGUCAACGGACAUCACGAUUGUGCAGAUGUUACGAAUGCGACUCGACAAGGUAUACAGAGCAUGGGGCCUCGGAGCGUUCAAGAGGAUGCUAGCGGACUACGUACCGCGGACGGAGAAGGCAGCGGAACAGGCUUUCAAAGACCAAGGCAAGGUCUCGACGGAUGCGUGGCACCUACUCAACGUCUCUACCGACCCGGACUACGAAGGGCGAGGCUAUACUUCCAUGAUGUUGAGGGCGCGAUUCAAGGCUAUCGGCUCCCUUCCCGUGUAUCUUGAAGCCAGUAAUCCCAAAGCACGGGACAUAUACUUGCACUAUGGAUUCCAGCUAGUCGAAACCGUCAUAUUGGGAGAGGGAAAAGUGGACGCAGAUGGACUGACUGUGCGCGGCGAGAAGGCGACAGGAACUCCAGACUUCGUCAUGAUCAAGUCGGGAUAA